Molecule: messenger RNA, 4218 nt
Organism: Haliotis rubra (blacklip abalone)
Lineage: Eukaryota; Metazoa; Mollusca; Gastropoda; Lepetellida; Haliotidae
Product: AP-3 complex subunit beta-2-like
Exons: 24
Coding region: 132-3110 (992 amino acids)
Biological process (GO): intracellular protein transport; vesicle-mediated transport
Cellular component (GO): AP-3 adaptor complex; membrane coat
Source: RefSeq, a predicted model, not a curated record
CAGACAUGAAGACCUGAAAUCGAUGCUUGAUGGCAACAAGGACAACCUUAAGUUGGAGGCCAUGAAAAGAAUCAUUGGGAUGGUAGCAAAAGGAAAAGACGCUUCUGAUUUGUUUCCUGCAGUUGUGAAGAAUGUUGUUUCAAAAAAACCUUGAGAUAAAAAAGCUUGUGUAUGUGUACCUGACACGAUAUGCAGAAGAACAGCAAGACCUGGCUUUGCUCUCUAUCAGCACUUUUCAGAGAGCUUUGAAGGAUCCGAAUCAGCUGAUUCGUGCAAGUGCCCUGCGUGUUCUGUCAAGUAUUCGAGUGCCUGUGAUCACACCCAUUAUGAUGUUGGCCAUCAAAGAGGCAGUGAUGGACAUGUCCCCUUAUGUCAGGAAAACUGCAGCUCAUGCUAUACCCAAGUUGUACAGCCUUGACCCUGAGACCAAAGAACAGCUGAUAGAAGUGAUAGAGAAGCUGCUUGGGGAUAAAACAACUUUGGUGGCAGGGAGUGCCAUUCAAGCAUUUGAAGAGGUGUGCCCUGAACGUAUUGACCUCAUCCACAAGAACUACCGCAAGAUGUGUAACCUCCUUGUGGACGUUGAGGAAUGGGGACAGGUGGUCAUCAUCAAUAUGCUGACCAGAUAUUGUCGAACACAGUUCCUCAACCCAAACCAGACCGACAGUAUUGAUGAUAUAGACAAGCCUUUUUAUGAAGACUCUGACAAAUCAUCCGAGGAGGAGGAUGAGACUAAGGAGUCUGAACCCAAGAAGAAGCCAUAUGUGAUGGACUCUGAUCAUAGGCUUCUCUUGCGUCAAGCUAAACCAUUGCUUAAUAGCCGAAAUGCAGCAGUUGUAAUGUCAGUUGCCCAGCUGUAUCACCACUGUGCUCCAAAAGCUGAAGUAGGUGUUGUCGCCAAAGCUCUAAUCAGGCUUCUCAGAAGUCACAAAGAGAUCCAGUAUGUUGUACUUAGCAACAUUGCAACAAUGACAAUCAAGAGAAAGGGAAUGUUUGAACCUUACCUCAAGAGCUUCUAUGUGCGAUCCAGUGACCCUCUUCAUGUCAAGCUUUUAAAGUUGGAGAUUUUGACCAGUUUGGCAACUGAGACAAACAUAUCCACAAUUCUGAGAGAAUUGCAGACAUAUGUGUUAAGCCCUGACAAGGAGUUUGCAGCUGCUACAAUUCAGGCCAUUGGACGAUGUGCCAGCAACAUUUCCGAGAUCACUGAUACGUGUCUCAACGGUCUCGUGCAUCUCAUGUCCAACAGAGAUGAAAGUGUUGUGGCCGAAAGUGUGGUGGUUAUCAAGAAGCUCCUUCAAAUGCGACCCACUUCAAGCGAGAAAAAAAGGCCAUCGGAGCACAAGGACAUCAUUUGUCAUAUGGCCAAGAUGGUGGAGAAGAUCAUGGUGCCCAUGGCUCGAGCCAGCAUCUUGUGGCUCAUCGGCGAGUACAGUGAGCGUGUGCCUAAGAUUGCUCCUGAUGUACUUAGGAAGUUUGCCAAGAGCUUCAUUCAAGAGGAGGAUAUCGUGAAGCUGCAGAUCCUGAACCUCGCAGCCAAGCUGUGCAUCACCAACCAGAAGCAGACCAAGCUCCUGUGUCAGUACGUGCUCAAUCUGGCCAAGUAUGAUCAGAACUAUGACAUCCGGGACCGAUCUCGCUUCCUGCGACAACUCGUGCUCCCAGGAGAAAAAUCAAGUGCACUAGCCAAAUAUGCUAAAAAGAUCUUCCUUGCUACUAAACCAGCUCCAGUUCUGGCUUCCAAGUUUCAAGAUCGGGACCAGUACCAGCUGGGUACACUGUCUCACCUGCUGAACACGCGUGCCCACGGGUACCAGGAGCUGCCAGAGUGGCCGGAGGAGGCUCCGGAGCCGUCUGUGCGCAAUGUGGAGUUGCCCAUCUGGACGGAGAAGAAAACAUCCACCAAGAAGAAGAAGAAUACAGCAGACCUCAAGUCAUUCUACUCAGAAACAGAAUCUAGUGAUGAAGAUGACUCUGAUGGAGAAUCACAAUCGGAUGACAGUGAGGAAGAAGACUCUGAAGAGGAAGGGGAGGAAUCAGAAGAGGAAGAGGACAGUGAGAACGAUGAGGAUGAGGAAGAAGAAGAGGACAGUGAGGAGGAAGACUCCAGCAAGGAAGAGGAAUCCUCUGAGGAAGAUAGUGAAGAAGAGGAAUCAUCUUCAGAGGAAGAGGUUGUUGUCAAGAAAAAGCCAGUUAAGAAGGAAACAAAGCCAGAAAAAUCAAAGACGAAAGAAGAAAAAGCUUCAUCCAAGAAGGAGUCCGAUCUUCUUCUGGACCUGGAUGAUUUGGGAUCGCUGGGCACAGGCAGUACCCCGGUGACCCCUGGUGAUAUGCUGACCCCUACCAUGGCGUCCAGCAUGAGCAAUCUGUCCAUCAGUGAUAGAGCCUCGCCUACUAAUGUCGCUAUGCCCCAGCCAGUCAUAGUCCCUUCCAAGUCCUACGAGCUCCUCAACAGAAUCAAAGGCAAUGGCCUCAGUGUGGAGUACAAGUACACCAGGUCAAUAUCAAUCUUCUCACCAAAGAUGGUGUCCAUUGAGCUGACUCUCACCAACAGUGGAGAUGCACCUAUAACAAACAUCAGCAUGGGUGAUAAGAAACUACAACCGGGAAUGGAAGUACAGGAGUUCCCAGAAAUAGCUUCACUCGGAGCAGGGUCCUCUACAUCUGUUUUGUUCGGCAUCAACUACAAUGACACGACGCAGCCAGCAACGUUUGACCUUUGUACCCAAGAUCAGAAAUACAGCGUGAAUAUCUCCGCCCCUGUUGGGGAGUUGGUACAGCCCCACACAAUGAAUGAAAGUGACUUCAGAACACAACAAGGUAAACUUGGAGGAAUGAAUGAAAACAGUGGAAGUACAGAACUUCCUGAGAAGAACCAAUCAUCCAAGGCCAUUUGUUCCUGUGUUCACACAGCUGCAAAUGUGCUACAAGUACCGUCGUCAGAGGAAAACAUCUACAGAUUUUCGGCCAAAACAUUAGGUGAUGGCACACUUGUGUUGGUGACAGUGAAAGUUAAGGAAUCCAAAGCAACACUGACUGUCAAUUGUGAGAAGAUGGUGAUUGGGACAAUGCUGCUCAAAGAUAUAAAGAGCUCUCUCGGCAAAAAGUAAUCUUUGACAGAUUAGAACAAAACAGUUAUUUAUUUCAGCUUAAUUUUAAAGUAAUUUAGUCUGUAAUAUAAAAAUCUGUUUCAUUAUUUUCAUUUAUAUUACUCUGUUAUUGAUGUGGCUACUGUGAUGACAAUGAACCUUUACUUGUCACAUAUUUACUUUCUAUGGACACAAGGUAGCCUUGUGGUUAAAGUGUUUACUUGUCAUGCCAAAGGCCUGGGUUUGAUUCCCCUCAGGGAUACUUUGAGUGAAGCCCAAUAGUGGAGCCCCAGCUGUAAUAUAACUGAAAUUUGGCUGGUAGAAAGCAGCAUAGCACCCAAUUCCCUUGCUCGCUUUCUGAUCAGUAGGACCCAGGAAAUCUUUUACCACGUAUAGUGCAAGAAAGGUUCAUCCUUCAGUGCAUGUAGGGGGCAGGGGACUUGACAAAAAUCAAAACAUUCUGGGUGGCUUUGAAGAAACCCCUCAACUCUUGUUAUUUUAAGUAGUUGUUUUACAUAUAUGAUAUCCCAACCAAGAAAUGCAUUAAUAUUGCUAAAGAGGCCUAAAACCUACUCACCACAGUCCAUUCUGGAUGGCACUGAAAUACAACUUCAGCUCUUGUUAUAUUAAGUAGGUGUUUUACAUAUAUGAUAUCCCGACCAUGGAUACAGAAUUACUGCUAAGAGAGGUGUAAAACCUGACUUAAUACAGCUUAUUGUAUCUUGUGUCAUAGAAUUAUAGGAUGUAUUGAUUUGCAAUUUGUUUAUACAAAAAUGAUGCUUCAUUGCUCAUGGUUUUCAUCUUGCGGACAUUAUCCAGAACUGACAUCCCAGCACUGUCCCUAAUUAGCUGGGUGGUUAAAGCAUUCAUUUGUCACGUCGAUGGCCUGGGUUUGAUUCCUGCAUGGGUUCAAUAUGUAAAGUCCGUGUUUGGUGCCCCUUCUGAGACAUUGCUAGAAUGUAUUAUUAAAGUGAGAUUGUGUAAUUACUGGAUGUAGCAAAUCAAAAUGUCUAUGAAAGUAACAAUGCAAAGUGCUUCUUGGUUUACUGAGGUGGUGAUUCUGGUGUGUUGGCAAAGAUGCAGGAUCAAGUACAAUAGAAACAGUUAUGCUUGAGUUAAUUAAUUUGCA